Molecule: messenger RNA, 1161 nt
Organism: Hydractinia symbiolongicarpus
Lineage: Eukaryota; Metazoa; Cnidaria; Hydrozoa; Anthoathecata; Hydractiniidae
Exons: 1
Coding region: 1-1161 (386 amino acids)
Biological process (GO): DNA replication
Molecular function (GO): nucleotide binding; DNA-directed DNA polymerase activity; DNA binding
Source: RefSeq, a predicted model, not a curated record
AUGCCAGUGAUCUUCCACAAUCUUUCAGGGUACGACGCCCACUUGUUCAUUCGAGAAUUGGGGGAGAAGUAUGACACCGAGGACAUUGGUUGCAUCGCUGAAAACACUGAAAAGUAUAUCUCCUUCAAUGUAAAAAUCAAGGUACCCAUUGCAGGCAUGGGGUACGGUAAUGGUGAAACAUACAAGAAGAUCGAGAUCAGAUUUAUAGACAGCUGUCGAUUCAUGGCAUCAAGCUUGGAGAAAUUGGCAAGCAACCUCGAUGACGAACAGUGCAAAAAUCUCCGUUGGUAUUUCACUGAGGAUGACACCUUUAAGCUCAUGCGAAGGAAGGGUGUAUAUCCCUAUGAGUAUAUGGAUGGAUGGCGACGAUUCAAAGAGACUGAGCUACCUCCGAAGGAGGCUUUCUAUAGCAAGUUGAACAUGAAGGGGAUUAGCGAUGAAGAAUACGAGCACGCUCAAAAAGUGUGGAAUGUCAUCAAUCCAAAGGGUGAUGAGGUUAAUAUGGGCGACUAUCACGACCUAUACCUCACUACGGACGUCUUUCUAUUAGCCGACGUAUUCGAGACUUUUCGGGGAGUCUGCCAGAAUCAAUACAAACUCGACCCUGCUCACUUCUACAGCGCACCAGGCUUGGCAUGGAAAGCAGCACUCAAGUACACGGAUAUCAAACUGGAGCUCUUAACGGAUGUCGAGAUGCUCUUGAUGUUUGAAAAAGGAAUUCGAGGUGGUAUAACCCAGGCUGUACACCGAUAUGCCAAAGCCAAUAACAAGUAUAUGGGGGACCAAUACGACCUGGAGGUUGAGUCGUCAUAUUUGCAGUACCUCGAUGCCAACAAUCUCUAUGGCUGGGCCAUGCAUCAAAAACUGCCUACGCACGGGUUCAAGUGGCUGUCGAAGGUUGAUAUCUUUACAGAGAAGAGGAUCGAGAUAUUGGUUACCGAUAACAAGUACGGCUACAUCUUGGGGGUUGACAUCGAUUAUCCAAAGAGCCUACAUGACAAGCACAACGAGCUGCCUUUCCUGCCGGAGCGCAAGGUGGUUCAUAGGGUUGAGAAACUGAUACCAAAUCUCGAAAAUAAGCGGAAAUACGUGGUACACAUCGGGGCUCUUUAUCAAGCCCUGAAACACGGGCUCGAGCUUAAGAAGGUGCAUCCAGUUUAA